AUGGGAAAACGAGGACGUCCACCAAAAAGAAAAUCUGUUACAAAUACUCCAUCAAAACGUGAUCAAUGUUAUACUAUAUUAAGUAGUGAUGAUGAAACUGGUAAUAAAAAAGAAACUUUACGUUUACCAUCUCCAAGUCAACGACGAGGAGUAGGAAAUGAACGCAAUGGAACAAUUAUUAUUACACCACCUGAUCGUACAAUAUCUUCGACAAACAAUGUUGAAAAAAAUACACCAGUUACAAGAAAUAAUAAUAAUAAUAACAAUACUAAUAACAAGAAAAUUAUUAUUAAUGAUAAUAACAAAGACAGCAAUGCAUCUGGUGAUACAGAUGCAACAGAAGUAUAUUCAGUUAGUAACGAUGAUGAUGAGGAUUAUACUGAAAAAGCACCAAAAGUUUCACCAAUAAAACGCAAACGUAAACCACCAGUUGUUAAAGUUAAUCAUGCUCUAUCGGAAAAUAGUGAUGAUGAUUUAACUUAUUCCCGACGUUCAAUAAAUAUAAAACAAAAAAAACGUCAAGAAACAUCAUCAUCAUCAUCAUUAUCAAGUGAUGAUAGUCAAUCACGAAAACGUGCUCGUCCACCUAUACCAACAUUUAAACGAGCACAAGCAAAAAAAAAGAAGAAAAAUUUCGAUGAAACAUCUGAUGAUGAUGUUGUUACUGAUGAAGAUUACCAUACAGAUGUUGAAAAAAUGGAUGAUAAAGCAUUAAUUAAAAAAACUGAACAACGAAUGUUACAUGAUGAAGAUUUAACAGUAAUGACAAAACAAGCAUUAGAAGAUGAACGACAACGUGUACAACGUAUUCAAGAAAGACAAUCACAAUUACCGCCAUCUUCACAAAUUUUAACUGAUGAUGAUAAUGAUGAUGAUGAUGAAGAUAAUUUUAGUUUGGACAAUAAGGUUAAAAAAGAAGAUGAGAAAAAAGAAACUAAAUCAUUGAUUUUUGAAUAUGAUUCAAAUACGAAUAAACCACUUAUUUGGGUACUUCCUGAAUUAAUAGCUAAAAUGAAACCUCAUCAACUAGAUGGAACUAUGUUUUUAUGGGAUAAUGUGUUUGAAUCAAUUGCACAAAUUAAAAAAAAUAAUAUUGGUACUGGAUGCAUUUUGGCUCAUCAUAUGGGAUUAGGAAAAACAUUUCAAUUAAUAUCAUUUUUACAUACAAUAUUUAAACAUAGUGAUAUAACACGUACACGUACUUGUCUUAUACUUUGUCCAGUUAAUGUUAUAUCAAAUUGGGCAGCAGAAUUUUCUUAUUGGUUAUCAGGUGUUCGUCCAACAAUAAAAGUUUAUCAGUUUUCAUUAUUUAAAACAAAAUCUGCACGUUGGGAACGUUUAGAAAAAUGGAAUGAUAAAGGUGGUGUUAUGUUAAUGGGCUAUGAAAUCUAUCGUCGUUUAUCAAAUGAUGCUGAUUAUAAUUUUUUCUUAUCAGAUCCAGGUCCAGAUAUAAUCGUUUGUGAUGAAGGUCAUGUACUUAAAAAUGCUAAAGCUGGAAUUUCAAAAGCAUUAAAUAAAAUUCGUACUAAACGACGUAUUAUUUUAACUGGUACACCAUUACAAAAUAAUCUUCGAGAAUAUUAUUAUAUGGUUCAUUUUGUUAAACCACAUUUAUUGGGUACUUAUCGUGAAUUUAAAAAUCAAUUUAUUGAUCCUAUUCGUGCUGGUCAACAUAAAGAUUCAAAUAUAUAUGCUGUACAAUUAAUGAAACGACGUGCUUUUGCUUUACACGAACGUUUACAACAUUGUACACAUCGUCGAGAUUUUAAUGUACUUCGAAAAUAUUUACCAGAGAAAUAUGAAUAUGUUAUUAAAAUUUAUAUGUGUGAUUUACAAAAACAACUUUAUAAUAAAUAUUUAAAAAUUCAAAAUAUUGAUCCAUCAACUGGUUUCAAUACGGCAAAAUUAUUUGCUGAUUAUCAAUAUUUAAUGAAAAUUUGGACACAUCCAUGGUUAUUACGACCACAUUUUAUGGAUCGUUGGAAAAAACAACAGAAAAAUAAUGAUAAUGAAUCAGAUAAGAUUGAUCCAUUUUUUGAUGAUAUUUUUGCUGGAUUAUCAGAUGAUGAUAUGGCUGUUGAAGAUGAACCACAAAAAAAACAAUCAGCACCAAAUAAACGAUUAACAACAAAAAUGAAAACUGGUGAAUCCAACCAUCAUCGACAUAAAAAGGAUGAAGAUGAUGGUAAUUCGAGUUCAAAUUCAUCGUCAUCUACUUCAGAAUUUUUGGCUUUAUUUAAUAAUACAAAUUGGAAACAAUAUACAUCGACAUCAUCAUCAGCAUCAGCACGUGCUUCAACGACAUCAUCAUCUUAUUCAACAAAUGAUCCAUGUCAACAAGCAAUGAAUGAUGAAUGGUGGUUCUCAUUUUUUGAUAAUACAGCUGAAUAUGAUAUUAGUUUAAGUGGAAAAUUAACAUUUCUUAAAACACUACUUGAUGAAUGUGAACAAAUUGGUGAUAAAGUUUUAUUAUUUAGUCGUUCACUUUUUUCACUAUCAUAUUUGGAACAAUAUCUUAAAUAUUGGGAUUCACUUGCUAGUGGAAAAAAAAUUCAAGCAGAUGAUUUUGAUGCUAAAGUUAAACCUAAUGGUCGAUGGAAAUUUGGUAUUGAUUAUUUUCGUAUUGAUGGUAGUACAGAUAUUGCUACACGAACUAGUUAUAUAGCAAAAUUUAAUGAUGCAGCUAAUAUUCGUUCACGUCUUUUUAUUGUUUCAACAAUGGCUGGUGGUAUUGGUAUUAAUUUAAUUGGUAGUAAUCGUGUAGUUAUAUUUGAUUGUAGUUGGAAUCCUUCUUCGGAUUUGCAAGCUUUAUUUCGUUCAUAUCGUUUGGGUCAAAAAAAAGCAACGUAUGUUUAUCGAUUAUUAAGUAAAGGUUCUAUGGAAGAGAGAAUUUAUUUUCGUCAAGUUAAUAAACAAGCUAUGGCUCAACGUGUUGUUGAUGCUCAACAACUUGCUCGACAUUUUACUGAAUCUGAAUUACGUGAACUUUAUUCAUUUAAACCUGAAGAAGAUGAACCACAAGAAUAUAAAUUACAAACAUUACCAGAUGAUAUUAUAUUACGAAAUUGUGUAGAAAAAAAUCCUAAAUUAAUACAGAAUAUUCUUGAACAUGAUUCUUUACUUGAAAAUCAUAUUGAAGAACAAUUAACACGUGAAGAAAAAUAUUAUGCUCUUAAAGAACUUGAACGAGAUGAACGACAAGCUGAAUAUCAAUCAACUAUUGCUAAAACUUUAGCUAAUCUUGCAAAUAAAAAUAAUAAUAAUAAUAAUAAUAAUAACAAUAAUAAUACAAAUUUUACUCAAAUUAGUUCAGAAACAACAUCAAACGAUUCAAAAAAAGAUCGAAAAAUAAUAACAGCACCACCAUUAAAUACAUAUAAUCCGUAUCAACCACCUCCACCCAUGUGUGCACAAGCUCGUGCUGGUAUAUCAACAGCACAAGAAGCUCGUGGUCUUGAACGUUUAACAGAAUUAUUAUUUCCAAAAGAAGCUCCACCACUUCCAGCUGGUAAAGCAGCUGAAUUACCACCGUUAAAAGAAGUAACUGAUAUGCCUGUAUCAAAAGAUGAAAUAGCUGAUAUUAAUCUUGAUGAUGAAGAUUUUGAUCCACGAACAAAAAAAGAAAAACAAAAAGCUUUAUUACAAGAACAACGUGCACUUGUUAAAUUAUAUAAUGAUAAAAAGAAAUUAUUAAAUCCACCAAAAGUUCCUAAAGUUUUAAAACGUCCAAAAAAACUUCCAGCAGUAAAUACAGCGAUUAUUACAAAUCCAUAUCAAUUUAUGCCAGUUACACUUAAUCCAUUUGAUAUGCCACCUAAGGGACAAACAACAUGUCGAUUUGCAGAUUUAUUUACUAUUGAUGAUCUUGUUUACAAUCGAAAUGAUGCUAUUCAUCGAUUUAAAAUGCAUAUGUGUCUGUGGGAGGGAAAGUUUGGCUACGGAGUUGGAUAUAAUCAUGAAAUAGGUAUAACAUAUGAUGGUCAUAAAAUAGAUUAUACAACAGGUGAUUUACAUGAAAAUUUACAAUAUUGGACAGCAGCUUCAAAAGAAGCACUUCAUGUUAAUAUGCUGUCAUUAUAUUUGAUGGAUGACAUAUAUGCUCGACAAUUUUUUGGUAAUACAUCACAAGAUGAUAUUGUACAAAUUUUAGAAAGAAAAAUUGCAUCAUAUAAUGAUUUUCAUCGACGUUAUCCUGGUUUUGGUGGUUUUUUACCUUGGUUUGCUGCUAAUGGUUCAGCAAUGAAUUUACUCAAUGGUUGGGAAUCUAAAGUACCUGGUCUUGAUAAUGGACAAUUAAUAUGGAGCAUAAAAAUUUUAAUUGAAACACUUAAGACUAAAAAAUUAUUUAAUUUAGCUGAUAAAUAUCAACAACGUAUUGAACUUAUGACACAAACAUCUAUACCAGUAUUUUAUGAAGCAGAAAGAGGUGGUAUUCGAUGUGAAUCAGGUAUAUUAGAUAUGUUUAAUGAAAGUCAAACAACAAAUCCAAAUAAUUAUGUAACAAGAGGUACUUGUUUAUUAGAUGAUCCAUAUGAAGGGGAAUUAAUGGCAUAUUUUAUGGAUUUAUAUUCUCCUUGGACAUUAUAUAAUUAUACAAUGGACGAACGUAAUCGUAUUUGGACAUAUAAACGUGCUCGUCUUGUUCGUGAUGAAUACAAUACAAGUACACAAUCAACUAAUGUUACACAAAAACAAGUCACUGUCCAACGUGGUUUUUGGUUUUCAAGUCAUGAACAAUGGAAAUAUUUCUAUUUACCUUAUCGAGAUAUUGACCUUCAAAAUCGUCUAUUUACUAAUGGAGAAAAAGUACGUGUAUAUCACUCAGCACAAAAUCAUAUACCAGGUUUGUAUGCUAGCGUAGCAUCCGAUGCUAAACCUGGUACUUAUCAAGUUGAUUAUUGGAGUGCAUGCGGUAUUCAACAAAUAGCUUUUCAACCAAUUGAACAUGAGUCAGUUGUUACACCAUAUGCAAGUUUUCCUGUUAUUAUGGCUAAUGAAUCAAUUGGUUUAGCUUGGUAUUUAAAUAUGCUUCAAGGUCCAGCUAUGCAAAAUAUGUAUGGAAGUACAGAAGCAACUAAUGUUAAUGGUCAAUCUAUAUCACCAGUUAUAACAUGGGAUUCAAAAAUAACAACAGUAGUAGCUAUGCUUAGUUCUCAUUUAAUUGAUGUUUCACGUGAAAUUCUUAAACGAGAUCGAACUUAUGAACGUUUUUAUAAUAUAACUGAAUUUGAAUGGUCAAGAGUAUUUGGUUCAAAACCGUUGUUAGGUGAAGAUCUUCUAUGGUCAUUACCUUCAGUUAAAAUUCCUCGUCCAACUGAUGGUUUACCAGAUUUCACUCAAUGUCGUAAUGCAUUACCUACUUCAUUGUCAACAACUACUUCGACUACAUCAUACUCAUUAUCUACCAUAAAUAAACCUUCUUACGUCAUUGUCACUAUUGUACUAUUUGCUUUUCUCAUCGUUUUUUCGAAAUAA
Molecule: messenger RNA, 5475 nt
Organism: Rotaria sp. Silwood1
Lineage: Eukaryota; Metazoa; Rotifera; Eurotatoria; Philodinida; Philodinidae
Source: the annotation of a GenBank genome assembly